Messenger RNA from Exaiptasia diaphana, 1081 nucleotides. Its product is annotated as probable calcium-binding protein CML18. NCBI's taxonomy places the organism in Eukaryota, Metazoa, Cnidaria, Anthozoa, Actiniaria, Aiptasiidae. The record is from RefSeq and is a predicted model, not a curated record. Gene Ontology annotation, molecular function: calcium ion binding. The transcript has a single exon. The coding region runs from base 55 to 555 and encodes 166 amino acids.
CGGUUUUCACUAGUAAAUAAGUUCUCUUAUUUGAAACAGUUGCUGCAACAAACUAUGUCGGGAAAGAGCUAUUUUAGCGAGASUACACCUGUAGUCGUGAUUCAAAGCUUAUUCAGAAAGUACGACGCAGAUGGCAAUGGUGAGUUGCAGCAAGACGAAAUCAUGUCACUUCUGAGGGUUGACUUGGGUCUGGAGAUAAAGAAAGCUAAAGCCAUCUUGGCCGCGAUAGACAGUGAUUGUGAUGGAAGUGUUAGUUUUGAGGAAUUCCUUCAGUGGUUUCGCAACGAAAAAGGUAUGGACAUGAUAAACGAAUCCCAAGAUUGUAGUAAUCGGUAUUACUACACAAGAAAAGCUGUGGACCUUUUCAAAAAAUACGACAUUGACGGCAACGGAAAGAUUGAUGCAGUUGAGCUGAGGAAGCUGUUGGAUGACAUUGACUAUAGGCAUUCAGUACAAGAUGCGUUAGCAGACAUGGAUAAAGAUGGAGAUGGCACCRUUUCUUUUCCUGARUUUUUAAAAUGGUUAAACUGGGUACCAACCAGCGACACUGAGUGAGAGAUGAACUAAACGAACUAGAACUGCAUCGCUGUGAAUCUAGAAUAUUAUGUAUUUUAGUGCACAAUUUUUCAGUACAAUGUUAUUGAGAUCCAAAAUAUGCACGGAAAUAAUAUCGACUUACUUUUCAGUUUCGAGUCGAAAAUCAUCAGUUUUAGUACUAAAUUUAUAAACAUACAGUGUAGCACAUUUUUAUUAUCCAUGAUUGGAUACAAGACUAUAAGACGUUAGAAGGUAUUUCUUAUCCAUUCCAGGGGCGUAUCCUCUCAUUAGAUUACUAUUAUCAUUUAUUAUCAUUAAUUAUUCUAAACGAAUCUCUACACUGCACCAACUGUCAGAUUUCUGUUUUCUAGAAGUAAAUAAAAUUUGGCUUUGAAAGGGAGUCCAGGUCAAGGGCCCAUGUGAGCCCCCCUGUAAUUACACCUCUCAUUUAUUAUAGCAAUUAAUACUCACCCAUCUAUUCUCAAAUGCCGAUUAUUCGGGCAUCCCAGCGUAAUCUUUGUAGACUGGAAGAAAUACAUUUAAU